AUGGCUGCCACGUUAAAGAAAGGGGAGGAGGAGGCGGCGAGCUACUGGGGCGUGGCGCCGGCGAGGCUCGUCAAGGAGGACGGCACCGAGUGGAAGUGGUCGUGCUUCAGGCCGUGGGAUGCGUACGAGGCCGACGUGUCCAUCGUUCUGACGAAGCACCACCGGCCGGCCACGUUCGGGGACAAGGUGGCCUUGUGGACGGUCAAGGCGAUACGCUGGCCCACGGACCUCUUCUUCCAGAGGAGGUACGGUUGCCGCGCGAUGAUGCUGGAGACGGUGGCCGCAGUCCCCGGCAUGGUGGCUCGCGCGGUGCUCCACCUCCGGUCGCUCCGGCGCUUCGAGCAGAGCGGCGAGUGGAUCCGUGCACUGCUGGAGGAGGCGCAGAACGAGCGCAUGCACCUCAUGACCUUCAUGGAGGUGUCCCAGCCGCGGUGGUACGAGCGCGCGCUCGUCGUCGUCGUCCAGGGCGUCUUCUUCCACGCCUACCUCGCCACCUACCUCGCCUCCCCAAAGGUCGCGCACCGCAUGGUGGGGUACCUGGAGGAGGAGGCCGUGCACUCCUACACCGAGUUCCUCCGUGACCUCGAGGCCGGCAAGAUCGACGACGUGCCCGCGCCGGCCAUCGCCAUCGACUACUGGCGCCUCCCGGCCGGCGCGACCCUGAAAGAUGUCGUCAGGGUUGUCCGCGCCGACGAGGCGCACCACCGGGACGUCAACCACUACGCCUCUGACAUACAUUGCCAGGGGCAUGCACUGCGAGAGGUAGCUGCGCCGAUCGGCUACCACUGA
Molecule: messenger RNA, 789 nt
Organism: Triticum aestivum (bread wheat)
Lineage: Eukaryota; Viridiplantae; Streptophyta; Magnoliopsida; Poales; Poaceae
Product: ubiquinol oxidase 1c, mitochondrial-like
Exons: 4
Coding region: 1-789 (262 amino acids)
Biological process (GO): alternative respiration
Cellular component (GO): mitochondrion
Molecular function (GO): alternative oxidase activity
Source: RefSeq, a predicted model, not a curated record